Molecule: messenger RNA, 1277 nt
Organism: Phytophthora infestans T30-4
Lineage: Eukaryota; Oomycota; Peronosporomycetes; Peronosporales; Peronosporaceae
Exons: 4
Coding region: 38-1051 (337 amino acids)
Source: RefSeq, a predicted model, not a curated record
GUAGCAAAACACUGUCACUUCCUGAUCGGCCUGAGCCAUGCACCGCGUCGCCAAGUCCUUCACUACCCAUGCACGCAGUGUUGCGGCUUCGCGUCGCCUUCUACACCCGAAAUCCGCUGGCCGCUUCGUGGUGUUAUUUAGCACGGAUGCCCCGCAGAUGGGUAAGCGUCUAACACCCGAGGAAAUUGUCGAGCGCCGCGCCAAACGAGCGGAACGACGAGAAGCUAGCGGUGAUUCCGAAGAAAAGAGUGAAGCCAUAUUUAUCGAAGGCUCGGUGCGACCGUAUCACCGCCACUACGUGAUCGUAGAGCGCGAGAACACGGACCCGAAUGCUUGGCCAGCCAAGUUAGAGCGGACACCUGAACACAUUCUGAGCUCCUACAUGGCUGCGUUGGUGGAGAUUUAUGGUGGUGACGUCACGAAGGUGAAGAAGAGCCCGCUGCUUGUGACGGCUGCAAUCCCUUAUACAGGAAUGUGCAGCGGUGGACUGCGCGACGACAAUGUCAACCCGACAGAGAGUCUGGAGGAAGGCGCCCACGACAUCCUGGUAUUCCCCGAUUUCGUGCGUGCUCACAACGUUGUGCCAUCACAGAUCUCAACGCUGGUGAGCAAGUCGCUGGAGAAGGACCUUGAUCUGCCUGCCGUGCUGGAACAAGAGAAUCUGCAGUACACGCGAGUGGAGAAUGCCUACCACAUGAUGGUGUGCGGCCAUGCUGCCAGAGACGAGCGCUGUGGUUGCAAGGGGCCGGAACUGCUGGAGUGGCUGAAAAACUCGGCACCUGACGCGAACAAGCCGUUGAAUCUGUGGACUUCAAGUCAUUACGGGGGCCACCGCUAUGCCGCAGCUUGUAUUGUGUAUCCUAGCGGCGACUGGUUUGGCCUUCUAAACGAGGAAAACAAAGCCAAGGGAAUGCUUGAGGCGGUGAACGACCAAGAUCCGUUGAGGAUAUUUGAGCUGUGGCGCGGUCGCAUGGGCCUCACGGCGAAAGAAAUGCACCAAGCAGUGAAGGAGCGAGUGGAAGCUCCAGAUGAGCUCGCUGGAAAUGCAUAAGUACCAGUUACCGAUGAAACACAUUGUCGUCAUAACAUGUUCCAGUAGCAGCACAUCUUUCUUCCAAGUACAUUAAUACUUUGCGGUGGGGAAAACUUGAGCUUUGGCAACACGUACGCGAACACAAUUUGGACAGCGCUGAUUGUUCGAGAUGAUAAAGUUCGCUGGAGCACGGCUUAGUGGCAAGAACUAGAUUUUGUAGAAUAAAUCGCAUUCUUCCUAUUGC